Messenger RNA from Fusarium subglutinans, 1008 nucleotides. Its product is annotated as quinic acid utilization QUTG (inositol-1(or 4)-monophosphatase). The transcript is spliced from 4 exons. The coding region runs from base 1 to 1008 and encodes 335 amino acids. Gene Ontology annotation, molecular function: inositol monophosphate 1-phosphatase activity. Gene Ontology annotation, biological process: phosphatidylinositol phosphate biosynthetic process; inositol metabolic process; signal transduction. The record is from RefSeq and is a predicted model, not a curated record. Lineage: Eukaryota; Fungi; Ascomycota; Sordariomycetes; Hypocreales; Nectriaceae.
AUGAUCACUGCCGCACAACCAACAUUGUCAACAACAUCUAUGAAGAGAAACACUGUAGAUAUCGUGACUGAAACAGACCAAGCUGUGGAGAAAUUCAUCCACCAAACGCUUCAAGAACACUUCCCCACGUUCGCCUUCAUCGGCGAAGAGACUUAUAAAAACGGAGACACACUCACCCACGAACCAACAUUCAUUGUGGAUCCAAUUGAUGGCACGUCUAACUUCGUACAUGGGUUUCCCGCUGUUUGCGUGUCUAUAGCCCUCGUGAUUGAUAGACAACCUACUAUUGGAGUUGUUUACAGCCCGUUCCAGGACGAGCUUUGGACCGCUGUGCGAGGCGGAGGAGCAUUCGUCACACAAGGCAGCGGAUCACCAACGAGAUUGCCGUUGAGGUCACCACCUCUAGAGAGUCUGCAAACAGCAAGCAUUGGUUUAGAAUGGGGCAGCGACCGAGAAGGUCCCAACUUUGAUUUGAACCUGAAGGUAUUCACAACCUUGGCCAGGACAGUCGCCACAGGAGGGCGCUUUGUUAAUUCUCUCCGUUUCAUUGGCUCGGCAGCUAUCGCAAUUUGCCGUGUUGCCGCAGGGCAGCAGGAUGCAUUCUGGGAAUGUGGCUGCUGGGCAUGGGACGUAGCAGCUGCUUGGUGUAUUUUGUUGGAGGCUGGGGGUAUUAUGGUGGAUGGACAUCCCGGCAACAUGAACCCGCCUUUGGACAAUAGACGAUAUCUUGCUGUCAGGCCGUCAAUGCGUGGCCAGAGGGAAUGGGUCGCUUAUAUCGUUCCAGUCAAAGGUGUCCUCCACAGAGCCCUUGAAAGCAGUAUAGUCGAAGAGACCGUUCCACCGCUCGAAGGAAGCAGAGUUGAAGCAGUCAAUGCGGUGCGAUGCGCCUGGCCAGCAGCGACCUUUGAUGAUGUCCCCGUCUCUACCAUUCCUGUUGUUGAAGUCGGCGUCGAUGGUAACGACGAGCUUAUGGCUAAGCCCGUCGGGCUACUUUCCCACGCUAAUUAG